Molecule: messenger RNA, 2050 nt
Organism: Aedes aegypti (yellow fever mosquito)
Lineage: Eukaryota; Metazoa; Arthropoda; Insecta; Diptera; Culicidae
Gene: Nprl3
Product: GATOR complex protein NPRL3
Exons: 3
Coding region: 150-2009 (619 amino acids)
Biological process (GO): cellular response to amino acid starvation; positive regulation of autophagy; TORC1 signaling
Cellular component (GO): GATOR1 complex
Source: RefSeq, a predicted model, not a curated record
ACCCAUGCGCCCAGUCUUGUUGACCUUUGCUUGUCAACACAUCAGCUGAUGAUAACAGUUUUGGCCGCGCAGUCACGAAAACAAACGGUCGCAGAUUUACAAAUUCGGUUCCUGAUAACAGCAAAUUCUCCGAUGAACCACUCACCCCUAUGGAGGUCAAUCCACUCAGCAUCAUCCUGGUGAAAUCGGACAGCAAAGGCGACCGGCUGCUGUUCCGCUAUCCGUACAAUGUCCCGCAGCAGUUUCAGGCCAGUGUGCUUCCGGCGCGGAAAACUCCCUACUCGAUCGUGAAUAGCGCCGAUGAUAUCCUGCAGAAUGCGCCACCGACCGUGUCGAACAUCUGUUUCGAUCAGCUGUACGGAAUUUCGGAUGAAGUCCUCGCCACACUGUUUGCCGUCAAGUCCGAACUGUGCAAUCAGAAAUUCGAAUUGAAGGUCAACGAUGUCCGGUUCGUGUCCCAUCCGACGCUCGUCAAGCUGGACGGAGAUGACCAGAAAAGCUCAUCCUACUUUCGAAUCAAUGUGGUUUUCGCAUUGCAUGCCCAGGCCAGCUACUCUGUGGUGAAGUGCUACUACGAGUUGAGCAAGAGGAUAGGAGUGGCCUUGCUGUACGAGGAAAAGCGAGCGGGAUAUCUUUCGAACGAAAUGAAAAUGAUGGUAUCGUGCAUGGAUGAGGUAGCGGCCGCAGCACAAGAACAUGAUCACGGCACCACUAGCGGUCCAUGUGGAAACGUUUUCGAUACCAUUCUGAGGGACUGUACCUUGGCACAGUUUAUCAAAACUAUCUAUCAGGAUCUGAGCACAACCGGGCUGCUGAAUGUAACGUUGAACCAGUCAGUUACGUUGAGUUUCUGCUUGCCACAGAAAGCGCACCAGUUUCACAAGAAGGGAGUGGUGAUCGAGCCAGAAACCAUCGAUCGGUGCUUGCAUGCUUUGAAGCCUUAUCAUGGUAUGUUGCUGUUGGUCGAUCCUUCGGAACUGUUGGAUUGCGUACCUCCUUCUGGUGCUCGUAUGCUUUUGCAGCUGAUCGAAGCUUACAAUCCACUGAAAAGCCUUCAGAAUAUGGCAUCCGAUGCAGAUCUGAUGAUUGAUCACGUCUAUCAACUAGUAGGACAUUUGGUUUACUGGGCCAAGGCCACCAUUAUCUACCCGCUUUGUGAGACCAACGUAUAUGUAAUAGCACCAGAUGCUCAGUUGAACAUACACUCGAAUCUUUCGGAAAAGUUCUCCACCAAGUUUCCGGGCAUGUCCCUAUUUGAGGUCAUCAGUGACUUUUCCCUACCGACCUCGAUCGGACAUCUUACAACGCCAUUGCAGCAUCCAGCUCGCCAGGGAAGGCUGGCCCAAAUGGUUCUGUGGAUGCUGCAGCAUCAUCUCCUGAUGCAGCUGCACACUUACGUUCAAUUCAUCGCUUCGUACGACGAAGAAGAUUGCGUUCCGAUGCAGAACGGAAACCACGAUUACAUGAAGAACGAUCAUGAUGAAAGACAACCAAUCACCAAUCAUGGUUCUGGGGGCUGCUCGCUCCCGGCCACUACUAGUCAACCGCUGGCCGUUCCAGCACAUCGCAAACAUUCCCUCUCGGAAGAUCUGUUCCCGGAUAGUCUAACGUUGGCCACCUCCCACACGCGGCCUUCCUCGGCCAGUCACCGCUCGAACAUCAGUCACUCGAGCGUUGGCCAGACCGCGUCCAGCACGGAUAAUGACGAAAGCAUCGCAUCGAUGGAUGACGACGACAAGAUCAAGCGGCUGCUUGGCGCUUUUCCCGAGUGUGACCGCAAGGCGAUAUCGAAGAUUCCGGCCGCCACCAAUCCAGAGGACCUGGCACUGAUGGCGCGGCUCUGGCAGGCCGGGUACUUCAAGGGUGAACAUCACCUCGAAGAAAUAAUGUACUUCGAGAAUCUCCGGCGAUCACAGUUGCUUCAGCUGGUGGACAAGUUCCGGGACGUUCUCAUUAUCUACGAAACGGAAGAUCCCGCCAUUGCCAGCUUGUAUACCGUACCACAGUAGAUCAUGUGGUAUAUAGCUGUAAUAAAACAGGUCUCUCCAAA